CGCUUACUAGUUACUUGUUCGAAACACGAAAGCCCAGAAAGAGAGAGAGACCGAGAGACAGAGAAAAACGAAACCCUCCUUCCAGGCCAUGACCGAAGAGCUCGUAAAACCCUUGAACAACACCGUCUGCUAAUCCCAAAGAAAUGGCUCAAAAAAUUCAGCAGCAGCUCAAGGAGGUCGGAUCCAAGCUCGAGACUCCUCCCUCUACCAAAGACGCUCUCGUCAGGCUCUUGAAGCAAGCUGCAACAUGUCUUGCCGAAUUGGAUCAAUCACCAUCAGCUUCAAUCUUGGAGUCAAUGCAACCUUUUCUUAAUUCAAUUGUCAAGCCAGAAAUGCUAAAGCAUCAAGAUAGGGAUGUCAAGCUUCUAGUUGCAACCUGUAUUUGUGAGAUAACACGCAUUACUGCACCGGAAGCCCCAUACGGCGAUGAUGUUCUGAAGGAUAUCUUUCGCUUGAUUGUAAGCACUUUUAGUGGGUUAAGUGAUACAAGUGGUCCAUCGUUCAGUAGGAGAGUGGUCAUCUUGGAGACUCUUGCAAAAUAUAGGUCGUGCGUUGUAAUGUUGGAUCUCGAAUGCAAUGAUCUGGUGAAUGAAAUGUUCACUACAUUUUUUUCUGUUGCCAGUGAUGAUCAUCCAGAAAGUGUUCUGUCAUCAAUGCAAACAAUCAUGGUCGUCCUCUUAGAAGAGAGUGAGGAUGUCAGGGAGGAUCUCUUAUUUGUUAUAUUGUCUAUAUUGGGUCGUAAUAGAAGUGAUGUUACUACCGCUGCUAGGAGGCUUGCAAUGAAUAUUAUAGAGCAAUGUGCAGUAAAACUUGAAGCUGGCAUAAAACAGUUUCUUAUAUCAUCAAUAUCAGGAGAUAGUGAGUCGGUGAACAGUGAUAUUGACUACCAUGAAGUUAUUUAUGAUAUAUAUCGUUGUGCUCCGCAGAUCCUAUUCGGAGUUGUCCCAUACCUUACAGUAGAGCUACUGACUGAUCAGCUAGAUACACGUUUAAAAGCUGUGAAGUUAGUUGGAGACCUGUUUGCUCUGCCAGCUGCUGCUAUCUCUGAAGCCUUUCAGCCAAUCUUUUCCGAGUUUUUGAAGAGGUUGACUGACAGAGUUGUUGAGGUUCGAGUGUGUGUCCUUGAACAUGUCAAGAGCUGUCUUCUGUCUGAUCCAUUAAGAGCUGAAGCUCCACAAGUCAUUUCUGCACUUUGUGACCGGCUGUUGGACUUCGAUGAAAAUGUUCGACAACAAGUUGUAGCUGUAAUCUGUGAUGUGGCAUGCCAUACUCUAAAUGCUAUUCCGCUUGAAACUGUAAAACUUGUAGCUGAGCGCCUUCGGGACAAAUCUCUGCUUGUUAAAAAGUAUACCAUGGAGAGGUUGGCUGAGAUAUACAAGGUCUAUUCUGUGAAGUUCUCUGAUAGGUCAAUCAAUCCUGAUGAUUUCGAUUGGAUUCCUGGGAAGAUUUUGAGAUGUUUUUAUGACAAAGAUUUCAGAUCAGAUAUAAUUGAGUCUGUUCUGUGUGGGUCUCUACUCCCAACCGAGUCCUCCAUCAAAGAUAAAGUUCAACAUUGGGUAAGAGUUUUCUCGGGAUUUGAUAAAGUGGAGGUGAAGGCCCUUGAAAAGAUACUGGAGCAGAAACAAAGGGUACAACAAGAGAUGCAGAGGUAUCUGUCUCUUAGGCAAAUGAAUCAGGACGGUGAUGCUCCUGAGAUCCAAAAAAAAGUCCUUUUCUGCUUCCGAAUUAUGUCUCGCUCGUUUGCUGAUCCUGCAAAGGCGGAAGAGAAUUACCAGAUUCUUGAUCAAUUGAAAGAUGCUAAUAUAUGGAAGAUUUUAACAAAUCUAAUUGAUCCAAACACUAGCUUCAAUCAAGCUUGUACUUCCCGGGAUGAUUUGCUGAGGAUACUUGGCGAGAAACAUCGACUAUAUGAUUUUUUGAGCACUCUCUCUGUUAAGUGUUCUUAUUUGCUUUUCAACAAGGAGCAUGUGAAAGAAAUACUCCCGGAGGCUGCCACACAAAAAUCUUCUGGAAAUACACGAAAUACUCAAUCUUGCAUGAACAUACUAGUGAUUCUUGCACGCUUUAGUCCAUUGCUUCUUGGUGGGGCUGAAGGGGAAUUGGUAAAUUUUCUUAAAGAUGAUGAUGAAAUAAUAAAAGAAGGCGUUUUGCAUGUUCUAGCUAAAGCUGGUGGUACCAUCCGAGAACAACUAGCAAGUUCAUCGAGUUCCAUAGAUCUUAUAUUGGAGAGGCUAUGUUUAGAAGGCAGUCGAAGACAGGCCAAGUAUGCUGUACAUGCGCUGGCAGCCAUAACAAAGGAUGAUGGACUCAAGUCACUUUCUGUUUUAUACAAGAGACUUGUGGAUAUGUUGGAGGAGAAGACGCACUUGCCUGCUGUUCUACAAUCUCUAGGGUGUAUAGCAGAGACUGCAAUGCCGGUUUUUGAAACUAGAGAUAGUGAAAUUGAAGAUUUUAUAAUAAAAAAAAUUCUUCAGUGCAGUAAUAAAGAAGCAGAUGAUACAAAAGCAUCUUGGGAUGACAGAAGUGAACUUUGUUUGUUGAAGAUAUUUGGAAUCAAGACACUGGUUAAGAGCUAUUUACCUGUUAAAGAUGCCCAUGUUCGUCCUGGCAUUGAUGGUCUUCUGGAUAUUCUUAGAAACAUACUUUCUCUUGGGGAGAUAUCAAAAGAUAUAGAAUCAAGUUUAGUUGAUAAGGCUCAUUUGAGGCUUGCUUCUGCAAAAGCGGUACUUCGUCUGUCAAAGUACUGGGACGAGAGGAUACCUGUUGAUAUCUUUCACUUAACUUUGAUAACAUCAGAGAUUAGUUUCCCUCAAGCUAAAAAACUAUUCCUGGGCAAGGUCCAUCAGUAUAUAAAGGAUCGGCAUUUGGAUGCAAAAUAUGCGUGUGCAUUCUUAUUUAAUAACAUCAUUGGAUCCAAGCCACCAGAGUUAGAAGAGGAGAAACAAAACCUUGCUGACAUUAUUCAAAUGUAUCACCAAACAAAAUCUCGACAAAGCUCUAUGCAAUGUGAUGGAAAUUCCUUAACAUCAUAUCCUGAAUACAUCCUCCCAUACUUUGUUCAUGCUCUUGCUCAUCAUUCAUGUCCUGAUAUCGAUGAAUGCAAGGAUGUCAAAGCAUUUGAACUAAUAUACAGGCAAUUGCACUUAAUUAUUUCCAUGCUGGUGCAUGGAGAUGAAGAUGCUAAAGCAGAAGCUAGUACCAACAAUGAGAAGGAAAUUGAAAGUAUUUCUGUUAUUGUCUCUAUAUUCCAAAGUAUCAAGUGCUCUGAGGAUAUAGUUGAUGCAGCAAAAUCAAAGAAUUCACAUGCUAUCUGUGAUCUUGGGAUUUCAAUUGCCAAGCGCCUAGCCCCAAAGGAGGAUGACUUGAAGCAAGAGUUGAAUGUGUUGAUCCCUAUGCCCUCUAUGCUGUACAAAUUGUAUGAAAAGAAAGAAGGGGAUGACUUUGUGGCCAGUGUGGGGCAAACAUGGUUGGCUGAUGAAAACAUCUUGACUCACUUUGAGUCACUUAAGUUGGAAACUGAUGAAGAGGUGUUUUCUGAAGUAGCUCAGGAUGAAGAACUGAAACAUGGUGAAAUAGAUGGAAAUGAAUUGCCUCUGGGGAAAAUGAUAAAACGCAUAAAAUCUCAAGGGACCAAGGCUAAAAAGGUGAAAAAGAACAAGUCUUCACCAGCUGAAGCAAAAAAUGCUGAAAAUGAUGUUGAUAUCUUGAAGAUGGUGAGGGAAAUAAACUUUGAUAACUUGGGUAUGUCUAGUAAAUUUGAAUCAAGCAAUGGUCAUGAAUAUUCUCCUGGUAAGAAAAGCAAAACAGAUCUGAAGCAUGAAAAAGGUAAAAAGAGAAAAGCUAGUGAUGCAGCAUCUGUAAAGGUACCGAAACGUCCUAGGUCAUCGUCAGCUCACGGUGGUUUCAGAUCUCCAGCAAGUACUUCAAAAACUCGUUUAAGAGAUUCAGGGGAUGAUUAUCAUAAAGCAGAAAUUUACUCAUUUCAAUCCAUUGAGACAGAUCCAGACAUUAGCCCUGAUACGGAAGGAAAAAUUUCUUUCCAGAAGAAAAUGGCUGAAGGUACUGAGUCAGACUUGGUAUCUUCCAUUCGAAAGAAACUGAGCUUCUCAGCAAAACUUAAAGGAAAAUUCCCUGACCGUGAUCAUAAUGAAGAGUUAAAUGAAUUGGGAGAAGCCAAUGAGAGUGACAUGGAGAAGCCUAUGGUGCUGACAGAGACUGAUAAAAUUGACACUAGUAAUGUCAAGUCUCCCACCGGGUCUAGCAGGAAGCGGAAAAGGAGAAGCAUUGCAGGAUUGGCGAAGUGCACAUCGAAGGCUGGUGGACGGGAUAUCGAAGACUUGAUUGGUUGCAGAAUAAAAGUUUGGUGGCCUAUGGAUAAGCGGUUUUAUCAAGGCACAGUUAAGUCUUAUGAUCCUUUAAAAAGGAAGCAUGUGGUAUUAUACGAUGAUGGAGAUGUGGAAGUUCUCCGUUUAGAAAAGGAGCGCUGGGAGCUGAUUGACAAUGGUCGCAAGUCUUCAAAGAAGAUAAAUUCAUCAAAUGGCCCCCCUUCAAAAGAAGUGUCACCGAGGAAGAAGAGUAAAAAUUCAGGUCGUUUGCAUUCGACGAAGGGAUCAAUUAAGACUGUUAAAGGGAAAAGAACUCCAAAGAGAAAUUUGAAGCAUGGGCAGAAGGAUAUAUCAAAAAGUGACUUGGGUGAGGCUGAGGACAAAGGGCAUUCUGAUAUAUUAAAUCCUGAACCCACCACAACGUCCAAAGCUGAUGAAGUGAACUCAGAUAAUUCGGAAGGGGAACAGACUGAAAGAUUGGAUGAAAACCUAACAGAUAAGGAGGAAUCUGAGAAGGAAAUGAAGUCAGUUUCAAAGACAAAACGAUUGGAAGAUGCAGAGGAGAGCCCACAUCAUACAGAUGAAUCUGAUGGAGAAGAAAUUCCUGAUUUUGAGGGGAGAAGUGCUGAAGAUAUUGGGAGUGUGCCCCAAGAUAGUAAAACUGGCGAUGAAGAGAACUCUUGUUCAGAAGAUAAAGAAGCAGAUGAAUCAAGCAGUGCUGUAAAAGAGGGAGAGGGAGCUAAUGAAGAUGGAAAAUCAGAUUCAGAAGGAAGUCAAGAAACCAAUAGAAGCAUUCCCACAAAGCAGGGGAAACCCCAGAUGAAGUCUUCAAAUCCUUCCCGUGUUUGGCAUGAAGUUUCUGAUGAUGAGCCUCUUAUGAAGUGGAAGCAUCGAGCCGGGAAGAGAGGCUCGAGACGGCUUGGCUAAGUAGUGUGGCCAUAAUAGGCUAGCAGUGAGCUUUCCAAGAAUUCACCGAGCGGCGGUGCCAUGGCGGGUUCCAGUACCUUCUGUUUAGUUUAUAGGCGCCAAGGGUAAAGAAGAUUAAUGCCAUUCAAUUGUGUAAACAGACUAAUAAACGUAGAAAGUAGUUUCCUGGCAGCCAUGUGUAGAAUGUAAAAUAGCAGCAGACAUUGUCACGUUUAGGUAACCAGUGUUAGUUAGAAAGUGGGGGGGAUGAUUUCAACAAAUGACCGUGCUAGUGGUAGAUAGAUGGGUAGGUUGUGGCAUGUAAUUUUAUGAGGUGUGGUGCAUCUCUUUUUGAUCGUUCCUGAUCCUGAUUGAUGAAUUUGAUGGGCCACAAGUACAGUUUACACUUGGGAAUAGAUGUAUCAGUAUGUCGAUAUAUUGCGUUAUAA
Messenger RNA from Juglans microcarpa x Juglans regia, 5680 nucleotides. Its product is annotated as sister chromatid cohesion protein PDS5 homolog A-like. Gene Ontology annotation, cellular component: nucleus; chromatin. Gene Ontology annotation, biological process: mitotic sister chromatid cohesion; DNA repair. The transcript has 33 exons. The record is from RefSeq and is a predicted model, not a curated record. Lineage: Eukaryota; Viridiplantae; Streptophyta; Magnoliopsida; Fagales; Juglandaceae. The coding region runs from base 144 to 5252 and encodes 1702 amino acids.